Molecule: messenger RNA, 189 nt
Organism: Fulvia fulva
Lineage: Eukaryota; Fungi; Ascomycota; Dothideomycetes; Mycosphaerellales; Mycosphaerellaceae
Exons: 1
Coding region: 1-189 (62 amino acids)
Source: RefSeq, a predicted model, not a curated record
AUGCCUAGCACACACAACGAGAGAAAGGAAAGGCUGACCGGAAGAGCAAUCAUCUUUCCGGGCUACUGGACAGGAGGCCCUGCGUUCUAUCCCGAUCUCCGAAAACAAAAGCUUGAAGGCAGUAUCGAAUACGGUGACAUGUGUCAGAGCUUCACAACCGUCACGAGCAACCGCGACUGGGAAGUAUGA